AUGGGCUCGGAGGCAAAACGACUCAAAAGCGGAUGUUGGACUUGUCGUCUUCGCCGCAAAAAGUGCGAAGAGGGUGGGCCACCGUGCCUCACUUGCGUGAAUCGACAAAUCCACUGUCACGGGUACGGGCCGAAGCCUGAGUGGAAGGAUAAAGGGGAAAAGGAGCGUCAAGAGGCGAUCCGUUUACGAAUCAGGUCGUCAAGAUCUUCAGCCGCUUCCGCCGAGGCCUCCAAAGCAACUCCGUCUACAGCGACUUCGUCACCAGCACCGGCAACAGAGGAUGUGCAUCUGACAUCACACGCAGCCGAUGACGUCUCGAGGACAAGCGCUCCUCAGGAAAACAGUCCAAACGACUAUGGUUUCCCGAUGGAAAGUGAGUUGGGUUUCAUGAACACAGCAAAUCUUGAUCCCAUCUUUCUCGCCGAUCAAUGGAAUUACUUCGACCCAGGGCUCCCAAUACCCAGCACCCCUAUGGAUCAGGAGCUAGCUGUGAACGCAAUUACCGAAAGCAACAUUAUUCCGCAGCUUGCGAACUCACCUCUUUCCAUGAGUGAGCCCGGCCUGAACCACAAAUCAUCAGAAAGAGAGAUGGAUCUUGUCAUGCAUUAUAUCGAUUACGUAUCGAUUGGAGACCAAGAGCCUGGCCGGAGAGUGCAUGGCUCCUCAAAAGGAUGGCUUCUAUCGACUCUACUGCGAUCACCCGGAUUUUAUAACACAGCGUUGAGUCUGAGUGCAUACCACCAACACCUCAAGGCCACUGCCGGGGGUGAACCGGGCGCGGCGGCCUAUCAUGACUACCAGAAAUAUCGACUCCGCGCCACGCAGAUCUUUGAAUGUUCUCAACCUGGAUUCCUGGGAGAGAAUCUGAUCUGUGCCGUGGAGCUCGCCCGACUUGAGACUAUUGGAGGAAACCGGGAAAGGAGCCAGAGCUACUUCCGCUCUGCACUUUCGCUCCUAGAACAGCCAAAGAUACAGAAUCGGGCCUGUGAAAUCACGACUUCGUCUGGUCUAAUCACGCCCACUUCACCGAGUUCCUUUUCCUCAGGGACAUUGGUUACAAGGCAUGCGCCGCCGCCGUUGCCGUCUGAGACGGAGCGCAAGGCCCUGGGCCAUUCUCAAGCCCUUCUGGCUUGGAUGGACAUUCUGACGUGCUCCGUCCAGCGAACGAUGCCGACCGCGCACGAGACUUACCGCAGUCUCUUAUCCAACAGCAGCUUUUGCCUGUGCUUCCGGGCGGUGACGGGCUGCGAGAGCUGGAUCCUGCAGACCAUCAUGGACGUGGUGGCGCUGGACACGUGGAAACGCGACCAGGAAACCCGCAGGGACCUGAGCAUCCGCCAACUGGUGAAGCGUGCCGACGAAAUCACAUCGGCCAUCGAGGCGAAAGUUGCAGAUCUAGGGGCUACUCUUGGGCUGCCCGGGCAACCCUCCCUGGGCGUCUCUGCCCGGAAUGAUGAACGGCCUGACCCAUCACUGACUCUCUUGUAUGCGCAAGCAGCCUUGGUCUACCUCAACUUCAUUGUAUCCGGACCGAACUGUGGCGCACUCGAGGUUCGUCAGAGCAUAGACUGCGCCAUCGCAUCGUGGAAGUCGGUUCCUCUUUUCAACAGGCGGCGACUCCUGGUCUGGCCGCUUCUCAUCACUGCCACAUUAGCUAAAGGCCAACAACGGGAUUUCUUUCGUGACCUGAUAGAGUCUUGUCCGGAGAGUCGCACGCCCGGUAACUAUUACAACAUCUGGUUGGUUGUGACGGCCUGCUGGGAGGAAGUCGAUACACAGACUGGAACAGGACAAACCAGGAUGAAAAGUUGGGGACACACAUCAGAUAAAUACGAGCUCGGCUUGCUGAUUUGUUAA
This is a messenger RNA of Colletotrichum destructivum, 1857 nucleotides long. Its product is annotated as Putative zn(2)Cys(6) fungal-type DNA-binding domain, fungal transcription factor. The transcript is spliced from 2 exons. Gene Ontology annotation, molecular function: DNA-binding transcription factor activity, RNA polymerase II-specific; zinc ion binding. Bases 1 to 1857 code for a protein of 618 amino acids. Gene Ontology annotation, biological process: regulation of DNA-templated transcription. The record is from RefSeq and is a predicted model, not a curated record. Lineage: Eukaryota; Fungi; Ascomycota; Sordariomycetes; Glomerellales; Glomerellaceae.